AUGCCUCCCCUGUCCUUUGGAUGGCAUGCCUACCUUGUCACCUGGAUGGCAUGCCUACCCUGUCCCCUGUAUGGCAUGCCUACCCUGUCCCCGGUAUGGCAUACCUACCCUGUCCCUGGCGGCAUUUUCCCAUAUUCUCUGUAUGGCAUGCCUACCCUGUUCCCUGGAUACACCUACCCUGUCACCUGUAUGGCAUAUGCUUUUGUCCUUGGAUGGCAUUGCUUCUGUCACCUGGAUGGCAUGCCUACCCUGUCCCUGUAUGGCAUGCCUCCCUUGUCCCCAGUGUGGCAUACCCCCUGUCACCUGGAUGGCAUGCCUCCCUGUCACCCGUAUGGCAUGCUCCCUAUCCGUGGCAUGCUUCCCCAUCUGGAUGGCAUGCCUACACUGUCCCCUGUAUGGCAUGCCUUUGGCAUGCCACCUGGAUGGCAUACCCUCCCCUGGCACGGCAUUCCUUCCCUGUCCCCUGCGUUGUGCGCCUCCCUAUCCCAGCUGGCGAUGCCUACACUGUCCCCUGAAUGGCAUGCCUACCCGUCCCCUGUAUGGCAUACCCCUGUCCCCUUGUAUGGCAUGCCUCCCUGUCCCCUGGAUGGCAUGCCUACACCGUUCCCCGAAUGGCAUGCCUUCGUUCCAGUGUAUGGCAUGCCUUCCAUGUCCCCGGGAUGGCAGCCCCCUGUCCUGGAUGGCAUGCCUGCCCUGUCACCAGUAUGGCAUGCCCCCUGUCACCUGGUUGGCAUGCCUCCCCGUCACCUGGUUGGCAUGCCUCCUCUGUCACCUGGAUGGCAUGCCCCCUAUUCCCUGUAUGGCAUGCACCGCCCGGCGGCAUGCCUACCCCUGUCCGUGGAUGGCAUGCCUACCCUGUCAUGGAUGGCAUGCCUCCCUGUCACCUGGAUGGCAUGCCUCCCCGUCACCUGGAUGGCAUGCCUCCUGUCUCCUGGAUGGCAUGCCUCCCUUGUCAGGCAUGCCUACUCCUGUCUCCUGGAUGGCAUGCCUACCCUGUCACCUGGAUGGCAUCCCUCUGUCACCGUAUGGCAUGCCCCCGUCCCCCCAGCGGUAUUUCGGCACCCCUGUCCCCUGGAUGGCAUGCCUACCCCUGUCACCCGGAUGACAUGCCCCUGUCCCCUGUAUGGCAUGCCUACCCUGUCACCUGGAUGA
Homarus americanus (American lobster) is the source of this 1152-nucleotide messenger RNA. RefSeq names its product splicing factor 3A subunit 2-like. Bases 1 to 1152 code for a protein of 383 amino acids. The transcript has a single exon. Lineage: Eukaryota; Metazoa; Arthropoda; Malacostraca; Decapoda; Nephropidae. The record is from RefSeq and is a predicted model, not a curated record.